Messenger RNA from Adineta steineri, 234 nucleotides. NCBI's taxonomy places the organism in Eukaryota, Metazoa, Rotifera, Eurotatoria, Adinetida, Adinetidae. The record is from the annotation of a GenBank genome assembly.
AUGCGUAUUUCAGCUGAUGCUCCAAAUGCUGGCUUCGUGAUUGCUGGAAAUAAUGGUAAGGGCAAUGCGGCUCAUCAAUUAUCUUCUCCACAUGGUAUAGCAUUGGAUAGUAAAGGCAAUCUGUAUGUUUUAGAUAAUGAAAACGAUCGAAUUCAAAUGUUCAUGUGCAGUAAUAGUGCUAAGUUUAUCGACUCUCUCUACUUUAUAACAUUAACUAUAAUUUUUAUUCAAUAA